Lactuca sativa (garden lettuce) is the source of this 1220-nucleotide messenger RNA. RefSeq names its product CLP protease proteolytic subunit 3 (gene CLPP3). NCBI's taxonomy places the organism in Eukaryota, Viridiplantae, Streptophyta, Magnoliopsida, Asterales, Asteraceae. Gene Ontology annotation, cellular component: endopeptidase Clp complex. Gene Ontology annotation, molecular function: ATPase binding; serine-type endopeptidase activity; ATP-dependent peptidase activity. Gene Ontology annotation, biological process: protein quality control for misfolded or incompletely synthesized proteins. The record is from RefSeq and is a predicted model, not a curated record.
AUGAAAACUUAGUUAGCGUGUUAUCACGAUAUAUCCAAAUACGAACAAACAAUAAUAAAACGCAGCAAGCAAAGGUAGCCAGAGGACCACCACCAACACACCACCGCGCAGGAAGAUGGAGAAGGGUUGUGUAACAGCGGCGUUUACAACAAAACCGGCAGCACUAUUACCACAAAGUUUCUUCACACAAAACCCUAACACCCAUUUAUCAUUAUUACAUACCCAAUCUAAUAGUAGAAGAAGAAGUAACAGCAGACCUUCGUUAUCCAUUAAAGCUUCUUCUUCUUUCAAGACGCAGACUUUGUCAAGUAAUUGGGAUGUUCCCACAUCAAAUUACUCUGCUUCAGCUCCAGCUUGGAUGCCUAAAUUCGAAGAACUCGAUACCACCAACAUGCUUCUCCGUCAACGUAUCGUCUUCUUGGGAUCCCAGGUGGAUGAUAUGUCAGCUGAUUUUAUAAUCAGCCAAUUGCUAUUUCUUGAUGCAGAAGACGAUAAAAAGGAUAUAAGAUUGUUCAUAAAUUCGCCUGGUGGCUCUGUUACUGCUGGAAUGGGAAUAUACGAUGCCAUGAAGCUAUGCAAAGCAGAUAUUUCGACCAUUUGUGUUGGAUUAGCUGCAUCUAUGGGUGCAUUUCUUCUUGCUUGUGGCACCAAAGGGAAGAGAUUUUGUAUGCCUAAUUCUCGGGUCAUGAUCCAUCAACCUCUUGGAAAGGCUGGAGGAAAUGCAACAGACAUGAGCAUAAGAAUAAGAGAAAUGGUGUACCACAAAGUUAAAGUCAACAAAAUCAUAUCAAGAGUCUCAGGAACUCCUUAUGAAAAGGUUGAAGCAGACACAGAUCGCGAUUACUUCAUGAACGCAUGGGAGGCAAAGGCGUAUGGAUUGGUGGAUGAGGUGAUUGAUGAUGGAAAGCCAGGUUUAGUUGCACCGAUUGCAGAUACAAAUCCUCCACCAAAAACCCGUGUGUGGGAUUUGUGGAAAGUUGAGGGGAGUAGAAAGGCGUUGAAGAAUAUGCCUUCAGAGGACAAGAUGUUGCAGAAUGGACAUGUUAGUGGUGGGGAAGAUGGAGAUGAAUAGAAAAAGGAAGAAUAUGCUUCUGCUUGAAGAGAAAAUGUAACAUUUAGAUAUUUUUAUUUCGAGUUUUGUUGUUAAUUAUCGAGAUAUUUAGACUCUUUUUGGUUGAUAAAAUCAUAAAAUUCUUAAUAGUAAUUGCAAAAGAGGUGAA